AGUCUGUUUCAGGAGCCUCUCUUCUACACGCUGGCCAAGAAGUCCUAGGAGCCAGUUGACUAAGCCCUAAUACCUUGUUACUUUGACAUGACCUCAAUUCAGAACUGAAUUUAUCAAGUUUCUUCCAGUACAGGAGGCUUAAUCAGCUCAGUGGCCCUCAACAUCCAGCUCCUAGACACCUGCUGAAUGGAGGUAGGAUCUUAAGAGGAACAGGGGGUGUGAGCACCUCAUCGUACAUGCAAUCUACCUCACUCUGCACAGGAGAGGAUGCUGUAAGGGUAAGGUCAAGGAGGGGCAGAUCCUUAGCAUCCUUAGGAGAUCCAGGCUGGAACAGUCAGAAGUGGAGUCAUGGCUAAGCUGGUAAGGACAUUGUCACAAAAUCCAAAAUGUUACUUGCUUCAUCGAAUGACCUUUAUUCUUCUAAUAGCUCUCAUCAUGGCCUUCUUUGGCUAUGGUUACAUGAACCCAAGAAAACAGAGGGUGGAAAUCAUCCAGGCUGGGGCCAGCAUAACUAUUAGAAAACGCCAUGACCUGCAAGGUGUAGAAUUACCAAGGAUGGUGUUAGCCCAGCCAGAUGUGCUAACACCCUCUAGGAAAGAUGUCCCUGUCAUGACCCCUUGGCUGGCUCCCAUCAUGUGGGAGGGGACUUUCAACACUGACAUCCUGAAUGAGCAGUUCCACCUCCAGAACACCACCAUUGGAUUGACUGUGUUUGCCAUAAAAUCAUACCUUGUCUUCCUGAAGCUGUUUCUAGAGACUGCAGAGAUGUACUUCAUGGUGGGACACAGGGUAAACUACUACAUAUUCACUGACCGGCCAGAUUAUGUGCCUUAUCUCCACCUCCAAAAAGGAAGGCAAAUCAUCAUCCUCAAGGUCCGGAGCUAUGCUCGCUGGCAGGACAUCUCCAUGCACCGCAUGGAGAUGAUCAGCAAUUUCUCCAAGCAGCGAUUCCACCAGGAGGUAGAUUACCUUGUGUGUGCAGAUGUGGAUCUGAAGUUCAGUGACCACGUGGGUGUGGAGAUCCUGUCCCCCUUGUUUGGCACUCUCCAUCUUAACUUCUUUUUCCUCAGUCAGGAAAACUUCCCCUAUGAACGCAGGCCUCAUUCACAAGCCCAUAUUCCUGAAGGUGAGGGAGACUUUUAUUACACAGGGGCCCUAUUUGGGGGUUCAGUGAUGGAAGUUUACAGACUCACCAAGACCUGCCACCAGGCGAUGAUGGUUGACCAAGCCAAUCAUAUUGAAGCUGUGUGGCAUGAUGAGAGCCACCUGAACAAAUACCUGCUUCACCACAAACCCUUCAAGGUCCUCUCCCCUGAGUAUAUGUGGAGUGAGUGGUUAUACUACAACAUGAAAAACUACAUGGGAGACUUGCCCAGCUCUAUAAAGAGGAUUAGAGUGAAUGUCUUGGAAAAGCAUAAAAACUGGCCAGACUGAUGGGCAAAGAAUCCAGGAAGAACUCAGAGGGGAACCAUGCUCAGUAUAACUGAGUCUUCCUCCUGGUAUGCUAUCCUUCAUUAAAACCAUUUUUAGCAGAGAGGUAUAUAUAACUUUGCUUCCUUUUUCCAGUCUGGUUGAGUCCUAGCGCCAUCCCCUCUCCCAGCCUCCUACCACCACACAAACACACACACAUUCAGGCCGGUCUGAUUCCUCGGUUCAGGCACAGAUUCCCAGAGUUACCAACCAUCCUUAGCUUCUCACUGUGUGCUCCUAACACCCUUCAGGAUGGAGAGGUGGGUAGUC
Phyllostomus discolor (pale spear-nosed bat) is the source of this 1740-nucleotide messenger RNA. RefSeq names its product ABO, alpha 1-3-N-acetylgalactosaminyltransferase and alpha 1-3-galactosyltransferase (gene ABO). Lineage: Eukaryota; Metazoa; Chordata; Mammalia; Chiroptera; Phyllostomidae. Gene Ontology annotation, biological process: carbohydrate metabolic process. The transcript has a single exon. Bases 349 to 1434 code for a protein of 361 amino acids. Gene Ontology annotation, molecular function: glycoprotein-fucosylgalactoside alpha-N-acetylgalactosaminyltransferase activity. The record is from RefSeq and is a predicted model, not a curated record. Gene Ontology annotation, cellular component: vesicle; membrane; Golgi apparatus.